UAGUGGUGUGGGUGGUACUGGUAAAUCCUUUCUCAUUGAGGCCAUCAAGGCCCUAGUGAACAGUCUGUGGAGUAGUGAAGGCCUCCUCUGUGGUAUUGCAGCACCAACUGGGCUUGCUGCAUUCAAUGUCGGAGGUAUCACUAUCCACAGACUCUUCCAACUCCCUGUUGAGCAUGCUACCAAAGCCACUAGCUAUUGGCCACUGCCCAAAACAUCCCAGAAGAUCAUGAGAGCAACUCUCUCUGAAGUGAAAGUUGUUUAUUAUAGAUGAGAUUUCAAUGGUUUCCAGUAUCAACCUGGCUUUUGUACACAUGAGACUAGAGGAGUUGUUUGGUAGCAGUGAGUGGUUUGGGUCUCGGAACAUGCUGUUUGUAGGUGACCUCCUCCAACUCCCACCUGUCCAUGGGAAUCCUGUUUUUGAGAAGGUUGCCACUAAAUCAAUCCUGUCCCAACUAGGGUGUGCAGCUGCCAUCAAUAUUUGGAGAGAUUGUGUUACGUAUGAUGAGUUGACUAUCAAUGAACGUCAGAAAAAGUGAUCCACAGUUUUCCUCCAUGUUGGACUGUGUGAGACGUGGUUGUCCAACCAAGGAAACUGUGAGUGUGUUGAAACAGAGGGUCAUACAGGUGUCUGUCUCAGACAAGUUUUCUGAGCUAAAACAGUCUGGCAAGGCACCUGUUUGCUUAUUUCCCCAAAAGGAAAGCGUGUGAUGACCUAAAUGCACAAAUGCUCCGCAAGAAUGCUUCCGAAGUGCAUGACAUUUAUUGUACUGAUGAGAUUGACGAAACAGCAGGCAAUAGGAAGAUGACCAAGAAGGUCAUUGAGCAUUUGGAUAAACUGAACGCUGACUGCAACAUGACAGCUGGGUUGGAAGCCAAACUGUCUCUUGCAGUCGGUGCACGAGUCAUGCUACGUCGCAACAUUGACACCAAGGCUGGGCUGGUCAAUGGUGCUAUUGGUACAGUGCUGUCAAUAGCAGCCCAGCAUGUGACAGUGCAGUUUGAUAAUGUACCUGCUCCAUGUAAGAUUGAUAAGGUCAGAAGCAGGUUCAUGGUGAUGAAGAAUUUCUAUGUGUAUCGUAGACAAUUCCCUCUCAUUUUAGCCUAUGCAAUUACCAUCCACAAGUGUCAGGGUCUGUCAUUAGACUGUGCCAUAGUAGACCUGUCUGAGGAGGUAUUCAGUGAUGGAAUGGCAUAUGUGGCUCUAUCCAGGGUUAGGUCACUAGAUGGUCUGUUCCUAACAGCCUUUGAUCCCCAGUCCAUCAGUGUUAGUGUGAGUUCCCUGGGGGAAGUAAACCGCCUCAGAAAAACCCAUAGACCUGAUCUUCCUCUGUAUGAUAUACCACACAUCUCUAAAAGAAAGAGGAAGCUCACUGGUGUAGACAAAACUGUUUCCCCAAGUGUAAAAAAGGUCAAGGUGAAUCCCUCAUCUGCAAGGGAUAAUGAGGACUGUGUUAUUACAGGUACAGAAACACCUGCUGCUAGUCCUUUCAAUUUCCACUCUGUAGAUGUACAGUGGCAGCAAAGUGCAUGCCAAGAGCUGGGCCUCCAAUAUUGUACACAAACACCAGUAAGACCAGGAGGACCCGCUGUCCCCCUCACACGUCCAGACAUGCGUAGUGUGAGACGCGUACAGGGAGAUGGUAACUGCCUCUUUCGAGCAUUUUCUUACAUUCUGACAGGGUCUGCAGAUCAGCAUAUUGGUGUACGACAUGCUAUCCUUGACCACAUGACAAAUAAUGCCCAAUAUUUCCUAGGCCACCAUCUCGUAGGCUAUGACAGUAUUCAAAGUUAUAUAGCUUCCACAGGUAUGGACCAAGAUGGCACCUGGGGAACUGACAUUGAGAUGCUGUCUUUGGCACACCUGCUCCAGACCCCUGUCUUCUCAUACAGCCAGCAGCAUGGGCAGUGGCAGCGGUACUCUCCUCAUGAUGUCGACAGACAACUGAUGGAUGACAUUCACCAGAGGUCUAUGUAUCUAUUGCACACAGGAAACCACUUCAAUGUUGUUGGUUCUAUAAGGAAGAGUUAAAGAAGCCACAUGUGCUCAUAUAGACUAUACAUGGGCUCUCUGAGCAUGUUGGGGAAGGAGAGGGUGGGUCCCUGCAAUUUAUUGAGGUGGCUUCCCCAUUUCAUGUUCUAACCACCCUCCUAAAGUCUCAGACUUCAUGGAGCUGACUGGUUUCAAGUGUAGGGAAACUGCACUGUCUUUACCACAAAGUUU
Geodia barretti is the source of this 2221-nucleotide messenger RNA. Lineage: Eukaryota; Metazoa; Porifera; Demospongiae; Tetractinellida; Geodiidae. The record is from the annotation of a GenBank genome assembly.